UCGAGCAUGUGUCCAUGCUGGUGAUCCUGCUCAACUGUGUGACUCUGGGGAUGUUCCAGCCCUGCGAGGAUGUCGCCUGCCAGUCGGAGUGGUGCCGCAUCCUACUGGCACUGGACGACUGCAUCUUUGCUUUCUUUGCUGUGGAAAUGGUCAUCAAGAUGGUGGCCUUGGGAAUUUUCGGCCCCAAUUGUUACCUUGGUGACAAGUGGAACCAGCUUGACUUUGUCAUUGUCAUGGCAGGGAUGAUGGAGUACUCUGUGGAUGGCCAUAAUGCCAGUCUGUCAGCCAUCCGUACCGUCCGUGUGCUCAGGCCACUGCGAGCCAUCAACAGAGUUCCAAGUAUGCGGAUCUUGGUAACACUGCUGUUGGACACCCUGCCCAUGUUAGGAAAUGUCCUCCUCCUCUGCUUCUUUGUCUUUUUCAUCUUUGGCAUCGUGGGAGUCCAGCUGUGGGCAGGACUUCUGCGCAACCGCUGCUUCCUGGGAGAGAAUAUCAUAACAAUGUACAACUUGUCCCUGAAUUCUUACUACAUGUCUGAGGAGGGUGAAGACAGUCCAUUCAUCUGCUCAGCCGCCCGCGAGAAUGGGAUGCUGCGCUGCCACGACGUGCCGCCCUAUUCCGAGGGCGGCGCCGAGUGUUCACUGGAAGCGCCGCAUCAAAGCUCUUCGGCUCUAAUUGGAUCGCUCCCUGUGGUGGGAGGGGCCAGCGUAAAUGGCUGCGUUAACUGGAACCAGUACUAUAAUGUGUGUCAACCUGGAAGCCUCAACCCUCACAAAGGAGCUGUUAACUUUGACAAUAUUGGCUACGCCUGGAUAGCCAUAUUCCAGGUCAUCACACUGGAAGGAUGGGUCGAUAUCAUGUACUAUGUCAUGGAUGCACACUCCUUCUACAAUUUUAUAUAUUUUAUACUGCUCAUUAUUGUGGGCUCUUUCUUCAUGAUCAACUUGUGCCUCGUGGUCAUCGCCACCCAGUUCUCGGAGACAAAGCAGCGGGAAAAUGCCCUGAUGAGGGAGCAGCGUGCGCGCUACAUGUCCAACGACUCAACGCUCGCCAGUUACAGCGAACCGGGCUCCUGCUAUGAAGAGAUGCUACGCUACAUCAGUCACCUUUAUCGCAAGUUUACACGCCGGGUGCAGAGGAUAUACUCUGGGUGGCACAGUAAACGACGUAAAAAGGUGAAUCCUAAUGGCAGUGGUGGAGGCAGUAAUGGUGGGGGUAACGGACAUGGCCACGGCUCCAGCAGGGGCUGUGGAGGUUCAGGCCCAAAUAGUGCAUUUUGGCUGAGGCCGAUCCAUAACCUACUGCAGCACCAUCAGCACCAGCACUGUCGCCUCAGCAACGGCAGCCAGCACGCCAUUAGUGUGGAAGGCGCUGAGGACAUGGACAGAGAGGGAGGCAUUGGAGGAGGAGGAGGAGAGGAGCUGGAGAUGAAGUCACUUCCUGCCCAGAGAGGAAGUACAAAUGAGAAUAACAGCGGUAGCGGGGGAGCCGGCAACUCAUCUGUUGUUACCCAUGGCGUGGGUGUACUGCUCGGGCGGCUGAAUGGGGGGAUGAACUACCCGACCAUCCUGCCAUCGUUUGUGUGCAGCUACAGCAGUAAGACGCCACCACCUCACUCGCAGCAGUGCAGACCCAGUCCGGAGCAGCACCCACCAAGUCACACAGCGUCUGACCACACAGAGACGCUGAACAAGCUCUACCAACUCAUGGGACAGCACAGUCGCCAGCGGCUGCUGUACCAGCUGGCCGGCGUGGUGCCCAGCCCUCUGCUCCUGGAGCUGCUCAGCUGCCCUCUAUGUGCGCGCAGCCUUGAGACCUUAGAGCUGGAGCUGGGAGACCUUGAGGGUGGCAGAGGAGAGGCGGACGGACUGCACGACUUCCCCCAGGUGGGACAUCUGAGAGGUGGAAGAGGUCGAGGCCGUCGGCAAGGGGUGGUGGAUUAUAAAAACGGAGUGGUCCGCGCCUGGGUGGGGUUCAGGGAAAAACUGAAGAGGAUUGUGGAGAGCAAAUACUUUAACCGGGGGAUCAUGAUCGCUAUCCUCGUCAAUACUCUCAGCAUGGGGAUAGAGUACCACGAGCAGCCUGAGGAGCUGACUGACGUGUUGGAGAUCAGUAACAUCGUCUUCACCAGCAUGUUUGUCUUGGAGAUGGGCUUCAUGCUGCUGGCUUUCGGCUUGUUUGGAUACAUCAGGAACCCAUACAACAUUUUUGAUAGCAUCAUUGUUAUCAUCAGUGUGUGGGAGAUCAUUGGCCAGUCAGACGGCGGGCUCUCAGUGCUGCGGACGUUUCGUCUGCUGCGGGUUCUGAAGCUGGUUCGCUUUCUGCCCGCGCUGAGGAGACAGUUGGUGGUGCUGAUGAAGACCAUGGACAACGUGGCCACCUUCUGCAUGCUGCUCAUGCUUUUUAUCUUCACCUUCAGUAUACUGGGCAUGCAUCUGUUUGGCUGUAAAUUCAGCAUCCAAAUGAAGAAUGGAGACACAAUUCCUGACCGCAAGAACUUUGACUCUUUACUCUGGGCCAUUGUUACUGUGUUUCAGAUUCUGACCCAGGAGGACUGGAACGUGGUGCUGUAUAACGGCAUGGCUUCUACCUCUCCGUGGGCAGCGCUCUACUUUGUUGCUCUCAUGACGUUUGGCAACUAUGUGCUUUUCAAUUUACUUGUGGCCAUCUUGGUCGAGGGCUUCCAGGCCGAGGGUGAUGCCAAUCGGUCGGAGUCGGACGAUGAGAAGAAAUCAGACAACUUUGAGGAGGACGAAAAGGUGGAACAGCUCAGAGACACUGAGCUAAAGAUGUACUCUCUAAUGAUGACAGCCAACGGUCACGUAGACCCACACAGCUCCAUGGCUCCUCCUAUAAUCAUGCGGACGGCAGCGACGCCCAUGCCCACUCCUAAGAGCUCCCUGGGCCCUGAGUCGUUCCUUGGGGACGAGCUUGUCAGAGGCGAGGUGGGCUUUUCGGAGACAAUAAGUGGUCACGCGGAGUCUCGCCAUGGAAGUUCCGCCUCCAUGGAUCCUUUAGCCUACGACCAGCACUCUUUGUGUCUCUCAAGUCCCGGCCGGCGCUCCCCUCUUCCUCCCCGUGGCUCCGGCAGCUCCUGGGGAAGUCGCCGCUCGAGUUGGAACAGCCUGGGAAGAGCGCCGAGCCUGAAAAGGCGCGACACCAGCGGAGAGAGGGAGAGCCUUCUGUCCGGGGAGGGAGGGGAAGAGGAAGAUGGUGGGGAGGAUACACUGGAGCCUGCUGGAAACAACAGAUUGCAGCCUGGGUCCUUGGAGGUGCUACAGGCGUCCACUCUCAUGCCUUCCAUAAUAGCUGAGUAUGGCGACUGUAACGGGAGGACCAGGACUUACGACCCCAACAUGAACUCUACGGACAGCAAGGACGACUCCAUGCCCGAAGAUGACAUAGACGAUGAUAGCUCCUUUUGCCUCUGGAUCAAGAAGGAGCUCCUUAACAUGAAGCCCCGCUGGUGCAAAGAGCACGAAGACUGGGCGCUGUAUUUGUUCUCCCCAGAAAACCAAUUCCGUGUUUGGUGCCAAGCUGUAAUCUCCCACAGACUGUUCGACCACAUAGUUCUUGUUUUCAUCUUCCUCAACUGCAUCACCAUCGCUCUGGAAAGACCUGACAUCCAGCUGCACAGCACGGAGCGAGUCUUUCUGAGUGUGUCCAACUACGUUUUCACUGUGAUCUUCUUUGCAGAAAUGGCCAUUAAGGUUUCUGCUCUGGGCUUCUGCUUUGGGAAGCAGAGCUACCUCCAGUCCAGCUGGAAUGUUCUGGACGGUUUGUUGGUCUUUGUGUCUCUGGUGGAUAUUCUGGUCUCUAUGGCUUAUACUGGAGGAAACAGGAUCCUGGGCAUCCUCAGAGUCCUGCGCCUGCUACGAACACUACGCCCACUCAGGGUUAUUAGUCGAGCCCCUGGAUUGAAGCUGGUUGUGGAAACUCUCAUUACUUCUCUCAGACCCAUCGGGAACAUCGUUCUUAUCUGCUGCGCCUUCUUCAUUGUCUUUGGCAUCCUGGGGGUUCAGCUAUUCAAAGGGAAGUUCUACCAUUGUGAAGGUCUGGACACGAAAAACGUCACAAACAAGUCCGACUGUCUGCAGGCAAAUUACCGCUGGAUACGAAGGAAGUACAACUUUGACAACCUGGUCCAGGCGCUGAUGUCACUGUUUGUGCUGUCGUGUAAGGAUGGCUGGGUGAACAUCAUGUAUGAUGGGCUGGAUGCAGUGGGAGUGGACCAGCAGCCUGUGAGGAACCACAAUCCCUGGAUGCUGCUCUACUUCAUCUCCUUCCUGCUCAUUGUCAGCUUCUUCGUCCUGAACAUGUUCGUCGGUGUCGUGGUGGAGAACUUCCACAAGUGCCGGCAGGACCAGGAAGAGGAGGAGGCUCGCUUACGGGAGGAGAAGAGGCUCAAAAUGAUAGAGAAAAAGCGCAGGAAGGCCAAACAGAGACCUUACUAUGCAGACUACUCUCCUCUGCGACUGUCCAUCCACACACUGUGUACCAGCCACUACCUGGACCUCUUCAUCACCUUCAUCAUCUGCAUCAACGUCGUCACCAUGAGCAUCGAGCACUACAACCAGCCGCAGUAUUUAGAGGAGGUUCUGAAGUACUGUAACUACGUGUUUACCAUCAUCUUCGUCAUCGAGGCCCUGCUCAAACUUGUGGCCUUUGGCAUACACAGGUUCUUCAAAGACAGGUGGAAUCAGCUGGAUAUAGCGAUCGUGGCCUUGUCCAUCAUGGGCAUCACACUGGAGGAGCUGAAAAUGAGUGCAGCCCUGCCCAUAAACCCGACCAUCAUCAGGAUUAUGAGAGUACUCCGAAUAGCCAGAGUGCUGAAACUUCUUAAGAUGGCCACGGGGAUGAGAGCUCUGCUGGAUACUGUCAUGCAAGCGCUGCCACAGGUGGGAAACCUUGGUCUCCUCUUCAUGCUGCUCUUCUUCAUCUAUGCUGCGCUGGGAGUGGAGCUCUUUGGCAAACUGGAGUGCAAUGACAACAACCCGUGUGAGGGCCUGAGUCGCCAUGCAACGUUUGAGAAUUUUGGGAUGGCCUUCCUCACGCUGUUUCGAGUGUCCACCGGAGACAACUGGAAUGGGAUUAUGAAAGAUACUUUAAGGGAGUGUCAUCCGGACGACCGCCACUGUCUCACCUACCUGCCCCUGGUCUCGCCGAUUUACUUUGUCACCUUUGUUCUCAUGGCCCAGUUUGUGCUGGUCAACGUGGUGGUGGCUGUUUUGAUGAAACAUCUGGAGGAAAGCAACAAGGAGGCUAAAGAGGAUGCAGAGAUGGAUGCAGAGAUUGCCUUGGAAAUGGCUAUGGAGAGGGAACGCAAAUUAAGCAUCGCCUCUAACAGCAGCUCGGUGGAUGGAGCCUAUGUUGGACCAUGUCCACAGUCACCUGGACAGGAGGAGGAAGUCCAAUACAAGGACCAAGACAUGCUGUCAUCGAGGAAGAUGUCUGUAUCCAGGAUGCACUCACUGCCCAAUGACAGCUACAUGUUCCGACCUGUGCGACCCGCCAGCGCUCCCUACCCUUUGGAGGAGGUUGAUCCCCAGCAACAGCAUUCAGGCUCGGUGACCUCGGUUCACUCCCAGCCGUGUGAGAGUCGCACUCUGCUGCAGGUGCCGGACGUCUCCCCUGCUCACCCUCGGUCUCCGCCCACCCUGACUCUGCCCCGCAUUGCCCCGCCCACACCAAGUCCUUCUCCCCGUGCCCUGCGCAGACAGGUGGCAAUGAAGGUGGAUUCAGUGGAGUCACACGGUUGUGAACAGCAGGAGAGGCCGAACCCCGCCCAUCUGUCUCCCCCGUCCACUUCUACCCUCCCUCCUCAUACCUCCUCCCCAUCUCCCCUUCCUCCUCCUCCUCCCUCGUCCCCUUCGGCCCUCUCACUCCCACCCAGCUCUCCCUCUGCCUUCCCACUUCCGCCCGCGUCCCCCACUCCGCUGCCUGUUCUGCUGUCUUCCCCCUCUCCCCUCCCUCCACCGCCAUCUUCACCUGCACUUCUUCUGCCUCCUCCUCCUCCCUCCCCCCGUGUCCCCCUGCGCCCGCCCAGCCUUCGGCGACCUAGACCACCCUCUGCUGCCUUCUUCUGUGACCCCGCUGAUGAGGAGGUGUACCACAUCACCAGCUCAGCCAGCCACAGGUGGAAAGAAGAGCAAGGAGGUGGGCAGGAGAGCCGAGGGAGGGCCAGUCGCAGCCACUCCCUCUCCCCUUACACCUCCCCGUACUCCCUCGACUCCCCUACUGCCCCUCGCCCACUGCCGCCGACCUCCUCUCAGAGCACACUCAGUCUGCUUCAGGCAGGAUUGAAGGACCGCGACUUCACGAAAGGCUUCAGCGUCGACAACCAGGGCUUCCUGGACAAGCCGUCGUCAUUGUCUGUUGGGUUUCCUGACGAGCAGCGUCGCCACUCCAUUGAAGUUUGUCUCCCACAGGCCGCCGUCACAAGUGACCAGCGGGCCUUGGCACACGACGGCCACCGAUUAGAAAAAGGAGGCCAAGCAUUUCCUGUAAGGGUGCAGUCAGUCGGAGGCGGCCACAGGAAGAAGAAGAUGAGUCCGCCCUGCAUAUCCAUUCACCCUCCCUCAGAGAAGGAGCACGCCCAGAUGGGAUCGCCCCCAAAACUGGCCGACUGCAGCACGAUGCUGCGACGCAGGACGCCCUCCUACGACUUGACCCCUCACACGCACUCGAAAACACACACCCAAGACGUCUCCGCGGACUCGCCGAUGCCCUCCCCGAUGCACACAGCGCUAACGCCUAUACUCGUGCCAAUACAAGCGCACUCACCCACUCACACACUGACACCGUCUCAGGCGCCCACCCCGACACACACUCCGCCGUUCCCGUCCACACCCACACAUCCACACAUCCCCAUCAGCCCGAACAUCUUCAUCCAGCCUCAUGCGCCGCUUCUCCCGAGCGCUAUGCCUUUCUCACAGACGCGCUCCCUCUCCCCUGCGGCGAGGCACUCCUCGCUCACCGGAGACUGCAUUCCUCACUCCCAGUUCACCUUCGACCAGCCACAGUCCAGAUACGUGAGCGGCCUGUCAGCUGGACUGUCAGACACGGACACGGCCACCUGCUCUUCCCCUUUCGACAGCAGGAUGGGAAGUGGUGCAGGAUUCAGUGCAAAGAACAGGAGGACCGCGCAGUGAACGGGGAGCUUUGCCUUCAGGAAGUGAUUUAUUUGGUCCAAAAUCUCUGGAUUAGUGGAUCCUCAACUCUGAUCUCAGCAGUUAUUAGCGCUGGGAGUUGAAUCAGAGACGUUUGCUGGGAAAGGAAUGUUUUUGUUCUGAUGGAGACAUUGAUUACUCGGCUGGUGCAGUCCUGUCCUAUAAUAAUGUACAAUGGAUCGAUCACUCUGGACCCAGUGUGAGGAACAGCAGAUCCGCCGUGGCUGUACCGUACGUCAAACAGUACCCACUGUUCAUGGCGCGUUCAGACUAAUGCGAACAACACGCCGGGACUAAAGCCACCUAACUCUGUAGCCAAAGUUUUUUUUUUGACACACUGUCCCUUCCCAUGUAAGCCAAUCAGGAAGCAGCGUCUGGCUGACAACCUCUGACCUUUAAAGGAAGCGGGUUUGUGAAAUGCGAGCGUGGGGGGGGAAUUGUGGGAUAUGCAACUUCAGGUUUUCUACAGAAGUUCUACUUGCCCCUCCUCUGCUCCUCGAUCACAUUGAUCAGAGCAGUGUGUGUGUGUGCGCG
Messenger RNA from Solea senegalensis (Senegalese sole), 7703 nucleotides. RefSeq names its product calcium channel, voltage-dependent, T type, alpha 1H subunit a (gene cacna1ha). NCBI's taxonomy places the organism in Eukaryota, Metazoa, Chordata, Actinopteri, Pleuronectiformes, Soleidae. The transcript is spliced from 36 exons. Bases 15 to 7151 code for a protein of 2378 amino acids. Gene Ontology annotation, biological process: calcium ion import; positive regulation of calcium ion-dependent exocytosis; neuronal action potential. The record is from RefSeq and is a predicted model, not a curated record. Gene Ontology annotation, molecular function: voltage-gated sodium channel activity; low voltage-gated calcium channel activity. Gene Ontology annotation, cellular component: voltage-gated sodium channel complex; plasma membrane; neuron projection.